AUGCUGACGGCCUUCGCGGUCUUGAUCCUCGGCCAGGACUUGCCCGAUGGGAAUUUCCGGCGGCUGGAGAAUUCAGGGGACCAAAUCGCGGCUGGAGAUUUCUGGAGAAUUUCGCAGUUGAUUCCUUCAGUGUUCGUUGAAAAUCGCGGGCACAUUGGGAAAGACGAGAAGUCGGUGAAGCUUCAGGUUGCGGAUAAAACUUGGCCAGUGGCACUAGGUAGAGGACUAGAGGUAGGCACUACAUUGUAUUUUACUAACUACUCUAGGUCGUUAGGGUUAAUCUCGGGCAUGACGGGAGGAGGAGGGAACGUGAGAGCAGUGAUAACUCAGCUGGCAUUCUUCAAAGGUUCAAGAUAUUCCAAGCAGUGCUGCACUCUCCCUCUAUGUUUGAUCAACUUCUCGCAGUGGGGUGGAAUGUUUUCGGCCGAUCGCAGCAGCUCAUCUUCGUCGCUGUCUGUCACCGAAGAGGAUUACUACAUAUGGAGCUCACAGGAGAAGGAGAGAGGCCUGCAUCAGGCUAGCUUGAAGUUUGCUGAAAAUAGCAGGAGGGAGCGAGGGAGAAGAUCGGCUUGCAAUACUGCACCGACUAAUGACACAUCCUCGUCAUCAUCAGCAGAAUUUGUGGUUUGA
Messenger RNA from Linum tenue, 630 nucleotides. The record is from the annotation of a GenBank genome assembly. NCBI's taxonomy places the organism in Eukaryota, Viridiplantae, Streptophyta, Magnoliopsida, Malpighiales, Linaceae.